CUCCCCUUCUCUUUUUUUGUAACCAAAGCUGGAUGUGUAGAACGUCACAUAUUGUUUCCCUCUUCACUCCGGUCACUUUAGCGAUAUGGGUUAUUUACUGUUAAACAGCUACAGACGCCGAACGCACARCCGGCGCCUGGAGUGAAACAGUGUCUCUGAGAGAUACGGACUAUACAGAGUUUCUCUCCAGCCUUCGAUAAGUGAGGAUAUAACAACAGGUUAACGAAAGUGAGAUUUGUUUUUUAAACGAUAGAAUGGCGAGUCCUCCAAAUACUGGGGGAGGACACUUGUUAUCCAACGCGAACAUUAGUAACACAAAGAUUAAGAAAUGUGGAUACCUCAAGAAGCAGAAGCACGGACACAAGCGCUUCUUUGUUCUGAAGGAGCCGGACGAGGGCUUCCCUGCCCGGCUGGAGUACUAUGAGAGCGAGAAAAAAUGGAAAAACAAGUCAGCGGCAAAGAGGGUUAUACCUCUUGACUGCUGCCUCAAUAUCAACAAGAGAGCUGAUGCCAAACACAAACACCUUAUCGCCCUCUAUACCAAGGACGAAUAUUUUGCUGUGUCAGCAGAGAAUGAACAGGAGCAGGAGAAUUGGUACAGAGUCUUAACUGAUUUAAUGAGCGAGGGGAAAGUGUACUCAGAUGGCUCCGCAUCCAAUUCCGCGUCCUCGCUGGUGGGGUUUGAUGAGGCGAACUACGGGAUGAUUACGCCGGUAACGGCUGUGUAUAAGGAGGUAUGGCAAGUUAACCUAAAAUCCAAAGGGCUGGGACAGAGCCGGAAUCUUACCGGGGUGUACAGGCUGUGCUUAUCCAGCCGGACUAUCAGCUUUGUAAAGCUCAACUCGGAUGUUGCGUCCGUCAGUUUACAGCUGAUGAACAUUAGGAGAUGCGGGCACUCUGAGAGCUUUUUCUUCAUCGAAGUCGGCCGGUCAGCAGCCACGGGACCAGGCGAGCUGUGGAUGCAGGCUGACGACUCAGUGGUGGCGCAAAACAUCCACGAGACUAUUCUGGAGGCGAUGAAAGCCAUGAAGGAGCUGUCAGAGUUCCGGCCGCGCAGCAAGAGCCAGUCAUCGGGCACUAACCCCAUUUCCGUGCCCACCCGGCGGCACCACAACAACCUUCCCCCAAGCCAGACCGGGCUCCAGCGACGGUCGCGCACUGACAGCAUGGCCAAAAAGUCCCCCAUGAGUAAAUUCACCUCCUGUCGGAUACGCACUGCCAGUGAAGGAGAUGGCACCAUGUCGCGCACCUUGCCUGUGAACGGGAGUCCCCUCAGCCCUGGUAUUCACCGGACACUAUUAGGGAGCUCAAACACCAUCACAGCCCAGCACUGCCGGACAUUUGAAUCCUCUUCCCUCCAGCACAGUAAGUCCAUGUCCAUGCCUCUGUCCCACUCCCCACCCACAGCCACCCCCAGCCCUGUCAGCCUGUCCUCUUGCUCUGAAAGCAGUGCUCCUCGCCCCUCCAGCUGCAAUGCCUCCGUCUCUGGCUCCCCCAGUGAUGGCGGCUUCAUCUCCUGUGAUGAGUAUGGCUCCAGUCCUGCAGCCCUGUACCUCACUCGCCGCAGUAACACUCCAGAGUCCCUAAGGGCAGACACCCCCCCCUCCCGGGAUAGCAGCGACUUGCAUGGCUACAUAGUGAUGGAGAGGCAGAACCAGAACUGUUUCCGCCGGUUACCAGAGCUGGACAAGGCAUACCGGAAACGCACAUACUCCCUUACCACCCCGCCCCAGCACAGGGCGCCGCCCCAGGUCUCCUCCACCUCAUUGGAUGAAUACACGCUUAUGAGGGCCACCUAUACCAGUAGCGGCCAAUCGGGUCGCAGCUCUCACACCGCCUCCCCGAAAGUUACCUAUCCUGAGGACUAUGGCGAUGUCCAGAUAGGCUCCAACGGUCACCUAGGUGACUGUGGCUACAUGCCCAUGACUCCAGGCAUUGCCCCUCAGACAGGGUGGGUCAAAGGUGAUGCUUACAUGCCCAUGAGCCCCAUGUGUGUGUCGGCCCCCAAGCAGAUCAUCAACCCCCGCUCUCACCCCUCUCCAGCUGGGCUCUGCUCCCAUACCGACUCCCCUGGAAGCGUGUCUCUGGAGGACAGCGGCUACAUGAGAAUGUUCUGCGGGGCCAAGAUGUCUGUGGACAGCUCCGACGGUAAACUCACCAAUGGGGAGUACCUCAACAUGUCCCCUGUGGACCCCGUGGUCUCCCUCACCCCCCCAGACUACAUCCUCACAGACACUACCCACCAGCUUUACCCUCACCACAGACAGCCUUACUCCAUCAGUUCCCUAACCCGCUCUCUCAAAGCUCAGCCCCAGAGGAACGGUGUCACAGACACGGACCAGUACGUGGUGAUGAGUCUACAGAGGCAGAGGAUAGAAGAGGAGUCCAACUACUGUCCCAUCUCACCAGUCUCCAUCGGUACGCCCCCCACCAACACCCUCUCCUCAGCCCCCUCGAUCCUCAGAGCCAGCAGGGUGACCCAGGAGGGGGGUCUGGUCCACAGGGGGAGGGUGAGUCGGCCUACCCGGCUGGCCCUGGACUCUCUGAGGACACUGCCCUGUAUGAGCGAACACCCUCUCCCCUCUGAGCCCAGGAGUCCCGGGGAGUACAUCAACAUAGACUUUGGCAACACCACACGAUACCCGCCUGUCUCUACCAUGACUGAAAGCUCUGCUUCAUCGCUGGGCUCGGUGGACGGGCCGGCGAGGAGUUCCCCGCCACUCUCCGAAUACGUCAACAUCAACAUCAGCUCAUGCUCUUCCAAACACAGGGAUUCCCCUUCUUCAAUAGGGCGCAUGGAGCCGAGUCCUGUGCUCCUCGUGUGUCCCAGCCAGCCUCACAGAGAGGACCAGAGGGAGAGAGAGGAGGGGGAGGAGGAGGAGAGAGAGGAGGGGAAGGAGGAGGAGAGAGAGGAGGAGGAGGAGAGAGUCAUAGUGGAAUAUCCUCUCCAAAAGCAUGUGAGCCCUGUGUGCCCGGUUGGCGCUGUAAAAGACGACUACACUGAGAUGACCUUCAGUCCUACCAACCCCUCUGCCUCUCUCCCUGCCUCUCUGUGCCCCUCUGACUCCACCACCCCCCUGCCUACCAGCCCCUCUGCCUCUCUCCCUGCCUCUCUGUGCCCCUCUGACUCCACCACCCCCCUGCCUACCAGCCCCUCGUCCUGCAUCCAGAGACUCACCCUGGGGGGAGAGGGCAUAGUGGUGGUCCCCCCUGUCCCUGUGGAGUCCUUCCUCCUGGGGGGUCCCUCCAUCCCCCCCGUCAACCCAGACAGGGGGGCUAAGGUGAUCCGGGCUGACCCCCAGGGUCGCAGGCGCCACAGCUCCGAGACCUUCUCCUCCACAACCACGGUAACGCCAGUGUCUCCAUCGUUUGCCCACGAUGCCAACAUGCGGCACAGCUCGGCAUCGGUGGAAAACGUGUCGCGGCUGGUCCGGAGCUCGGAGGGCUCAGACGAGGAGUAUGGGAACAGCAACAGCCCCAUGUGCCGGGAGACGUCGGCAGGCUACCAAAACGGACUCAACUACAUUGCCUUAAACCUGAUGGAAGGGAGCCUGGGGGGCUGCAGCAGUCUGGGGGGCUGUGAGGGACUGCUGAGGUUCAAGGCAGCGUGUGGAUGCAAGGGGGGCAUGAACGGUUUCAACGCCAGCCCCUAUGCCACCAUGGGCUUCAAGGAAACUGCAACAGCAGUGAAAGGUGAGCCUCUGCCGAUUAUGUGUGUGCCUUUGCAUGCUUGUCAUGAGCCCAUUCAUUCAUCCAUGGCAUAGAAAUAGAAUGAAUAGAAAGGAUGUCUCCAUUUAAUUCAAUGAUGGCAUAAUGGUUGGACUAGACAUUUUGAGUGUAGCCAUGCCAGGAAGUAGAAGCAGGAAUCUUACCCUUCAAUGUGUGCUGUGAUUUAUUGAGUCAAUUCAACUGACAUUACGAAAAAUACAUUCCAUUGCAUGAGCUACAUCAAACUGUUUAGUGUUUAUGUUUGUUAUUGCAAGUCCGUUUAAACAUGUAUUUGGUGUAUACUGCUUAUAGUGAAACUACUUACUUCAACAUAGAUAUGAUUUAUUUCUCUAAACAUGAUUUAUUAAACAUGGCGGCUGAAAUGAUAAGUGUCGGUGCAAGUUGGAGCCCAAUGAGAAGUGUAGCGUAUUAGUCCUGUGAUGCAGCGUAUUCAGUGCAUAUAAACUGAUAUUUGGAGUAGCCCGUCACACACAUUCAGUACAUCAUUAAGGCCAAGGCUGCGGGAAAUACGCGUGGUGUCGUGAUGCAAAUGAUUGAAGUUGUUUGAAUUCUGUGUCAAUGUGUGCGCUCGAGUCCCAGCCAGUGUUUCCUGUGACGCAGUUAUUCUUCUGGACCAGACUACGCUAGUGCAAAUGUACGGAGACAGGAGAAAAUACCCCAACGCGUUGCUUCAAUGAUGCUAAAGAUUUUUUUGCUCAGCAUGCCAGAACAAUCCAUAAGGAAUAUAUCGGCCAGGUGGUUUCUUCAUUAUGUAACACAGUUAUAUGUGCUCUGAGAGGAUUAGGAUACGAGUCAGCAGAUAUAGUGGAAAGUAGGCUAAAACGGAUUCUGUUCAAAAUGAUCACAGAACAGAAAAUAAAUCGAUUUAGGGGACAAUUCACCUACCAAAUCACACUUCAACCCUGUCCGUAAAUAUUGAUGGGUCCCGUUUAAGGGAUGGGAGGUUGGGGAAACCAAAACAUUACCUUUCACCUCGUUCCUGGCUUAUGUCUACUGUAGUAUUAGUAGCCUGCUAUACAACAGUAAAUAACACACUCCCCAUAUAUUUGGUUUGGACAUUGAUGGUGAAAUAUACAUUACUUGUAGGCCUAUAGGCAGCGGUUACACAAUGUUGUGAUCUGCAAUGCCCUGGUAAAGAGAGUGCUCUCUUUCUCCUUUCCUCAUCUCCUUUCACUCUUCCUCUGUCUCCCUCUCUGGCUGUAUACCGUAGGGCUGGGUGCAGUCUGUGCACUGGGUCCCCCAGAAAAACAAGUGAGUCAGUUGUUUAUCACUUGUCAGGUAUUGGGUUUCAUGUUAGGAAUGCAGUGUAGAAAGGCUGCUGGGAGAUGUGAAUUUUCACUUGUUUUUCUAACCUACUGGGGGGAUUGCAGAUCACGUUGUUGUUUUACGGCGAGGAACUUUACAAAACAGACUAACACACACACUGCACCUGCUCUCGAGGAUUAAAAACCUAUGCACUGAUUGGCCAAACAUACUCAAUCAAGGGUGUGUGUUAAGAAGUAUAAUGUCAGUGUAUUUACUUAUUUUUGUGAAAUAAGGAAUUUCACGUGUGUUUGAGCAUGACUGGGGUUGCAGAAUUCUGGGAACUUUCAAUAAAUUCCCUGGUUUUCUCUGAAAUAGUGGUUGGAGUAUUCCCAAAAUCAGGAGGAAUAAGCACGAAAAUCCGGAAUCCUCCUGCUAGGAUUUCUGGAAAAUGUUGCAACCCUAAGCAUGUCUGCUGACUGAGUUGUUUUGUAGAUAUUGCAGUCAUUUCCACAAAGUUGAGCAGAAAGAAAGAUCUGACCCGAAGCUACGGAAGGAGAGGAGAUGGGGGAGGAGGAAUGGAGACAGAGGAGUGACAUGUAUUAGUUUGUUUUUCAAAAUCAGGACAAAACAGACCACAGUGGGAGGGAGGGGGGUAAGAACAGAGGAGGAGGGGAGACAACAAAGCAAGAGAGAAGGAGCAGAGUGGAUCCGGUACGAGUUGGCUGUGGCUGGUUAUUGCUUGGUUAUUUAUGGCAUUCCUGAAAAACAAAUGAUCAGCCGGAGAGAAAGAACAAAGUGUUUACCAAGAAAUUACAGGCUUUUCCACAUUCUUCCCUCAGCACCACAACGUGACUCGUAGUCAGCAUUCCACAUGCUCACAUUCAUUUGUGAUUGGCUGGAUUUGGAAUGCAAAUCAUUUUUCGGCUGAAUUGGCCUUUAUAUUUUGUGUGUGUGACAGCUGCUGUGUGUAUCUAUUUGUAGUUUACUCUGGCCUUGUGUUUGUAGGUUACUCUGGCCUUGUGUUUGUAGGUUACUCUGGCCUUGUGUUUGUAGUUUACUCUGGCCUUGUGUUGUAGGUUACUCU
This is a messenger RNA of Salvelinus sp. IW2-2015, 6058 nucleotides long. Its product is annotated as insulin receptor substrate 2-like. Gene Ontology annotation, molecular function: insulin receptor binding; phosphatidylinositol 3-kinase binding. Gene Ontology annotation, cellular component: cytosol; plasma membrane. Gene Ontology annotation, biological process: insulin receptor signaling pathway. Lineage: Eukaryota; Metazoa; Chordata; Actinopteri; Salmoniformes; Salmonidae. The record is from RefSeq and is a predicted model, not a curated record.